CUCUCUUCCCUUAGAUGAUUAACUAAAUCAAUUGACAAUCACCACUUUCACUGGAAACAACAACAAUUUACCUGAUUAGUUAUUUCUUCCCAUAAACAAAAUUAACUUUUCUUCAAACAAUUAACUCGUUUUCCCUUUAAACAAAAAAAAAACAAAUAGCAAAUUAAUCCAAAUGAUUAAAUUAAUUCAAUCAUCAUCAUCCAUUUUAUUAUUACUCUGGUUGUCAUCAAUAACAUCAUCAGAAGAUCAUGAGAAAGUGAUUGCUAAUUGUUGUCAAUCAGGAAUUGAUUACGCUGAUCGUUGGCCUUCAAUUGGAUGUACAAUUAACAAUCAAAGUGUUUUAAGUAAAGUUAAUUUUUCUCGUGAUUCUUUACCCUCAUGUGAGAUUAUCUUUCGUCUUUGUUGUACCUCUCGCCACCAAUCAGUUAAUUGUGAUUUAGGUAAAUCAUUGGCAUCAUCAUCAAGUGAUCCAUGUUUAUCAACAAUUAGUUAUACUCGUUAUGCUGAACAAUCAAAUUCAGUUUAUGAUUGUUGCCAAUCAUGUAAAUUGGGGAUCACCGCAAGGGAAGAGGGUCGAUCUUGUUCAUUAAAAUUACCACCAUCACAAUUUAACUCAAAUUGGAUUAAAUCAUUCACUGAUUGUUGUUCAGAGUCAUCACCCUCAUCACAUGAUAAUUCCCAUGAGCGUGAAACUGAUUCAACUGAAUCAAAGGUUAUUUGUGAAAAUGGUUUCAUUGAAUCAAAUGAAAGAUGUAAUUGUAAAUCGGGUUACAAACUAAAUCAACUUGGAUUAAAUUGUAUUGAUAUUAAUGAGUGUCUCGAGUAUUCAAGAGCCUGUGAACCUUGGGAAGAUUGUACUAAUCAAAUUGGAUCAUAUAAUUGUAGUAAAAAACCAAUUGAUCAGUUGAUUAGAUCAAAUCAAUUUUCACCUUACCCAUCAAGAUCAUUUUGUCCAACCGGAUUGACUCGAGGUGCUUCAGGUUCGUGUAUUGAUAUCGAUGAAUGUGUCCACGAACCUCCAGUUUGUCACCCGACCUUAGAGACUUGUGUUAAUGUACUUGGUUCGUAUCGAUGUGAAAAACGAUCACCACCAACGGACCCAAAUUCGUGUCCCAAUGGUUACCGAUCAAUUAACUCAAGAUGUAUCGAUAUUGAUGAAUGUUCAAUUGGUAUGCAUCGAUGUCGACCUUCAGUUGAAGAUUGUGUUAAUCUACCAGGUUCAUAUGAGUGCCGAUCGCGAUUUGAGCGUUUACGGGAAAUUAAACCUUCCGAUGAUGGACAAUGUGACUCAGGUUAUACUCGAACCCGAGAAACGGGUAAUUGUGAAGAUAUCGAUGAGUGCUAUGAUGCAAAUCGCUGCCCAGAUACUCAUCGGUGUAUUAAUAUGCCGGGAAACUUUUUGUGUAUCCGGAAAAAUGAAUGUGGCACUGGUUAUGUUUACAAUGUUUCCAGUGACAAUUGUGAUGAUAUCGAUGAAUGUGAAUCAUCACCAAGAAUCUGUGGAUCAUCAAUGAUGUUCAAAUGUGUCAACAAUCCGGGAACAUAUAAAUGUGUCCGAAUCGCUUGUCCACCAGGUCAAAAUUUAUUACCUGAAGGAAUCUGUCAAUCGAUUAAAUGUCCAGUUGGUUAUGAGAAAAAUUCUCAAGGAAAAUGUGAAGAUGUUGACGAAUGUACAAUUCCAGAGCGAUGUCCAGUUGGUCAUUCGUGUAUUAACCUUAUUGGUACAUAUCAGUGUCGAUCAAUUUGCGAAAGUGGACUUCGUUAUGACUCUCAAAGGGUAACUUGUGUUGAUAUUGAUGAAUGUGCUGAAGGGUCACACAAUUGUCUCUCAGGUCAAACUUGUACCAAUGGUUAUCGGUCAUUUUCUUGCUCCUGUCCACCAGGUCAAAAGUUAGAUGAGUAUCGAAGGUGUAUCGAUAUCGAUGAGUGUGCCAAGUAUGGACCAGAGGUGUGUCCAGUUAACUCAAUUUGCGUCAACAAGGAAGGUUCAUUUGAUUGUAUCUGUCAAAAGGGUUAUCGGCAAUCACAAUACUCACAAGGAUGUGAUGACAUUGAUGAAUGUCAAGAAACACCCUGGGUCUGUCCAGAUAAAUGUAUAAACACCCAAGGGUCAUAUAUAUGCUCAUGUUCACCAGGUUACAGAUUAGCUGAUGAUGGAAAGACUUGUGUUGAUAUUGAUGAAUGUUCAUCUAACAUGUCAAAUUUGGCACUUUUUUGUGAGGGUAAUUGUACCAAUACCGCUGGUUCGUACAUUUGUUCAUGUUCAGAGGGAUUUCAAGUUCGAGAUAAUCAAUUCUGUGAUGAUAUCAAUGAGUGUUUAAUAUCAAAACCUUGCGGUGAAUCAAUUUGCUUAAACACAAUCGGAUCAUAUAAAUGCUUUAAUCAAGAUUGUCCUCAAGGUUAUAUCAGAGACACAGCUCAUACUCAUCGAUGUAAAAAACCUCGGAAUUCAGUUCAAUGUGUCGGCGAUAAAUGUUAUGAGAUUUACAAGAGACCUUUAUCUUAUUCAUAUUCAUACAUUUCGAUACCAUCGGGGGCGCCGAUUCCACCCACCGGACGAUUGGCACUUUUCACCGCCCGAGGGCCGUUGAUUCCCGGUUCUGAGGUGAUUUUCAAGCUGAAUGUGACCAAUGUUCAAGCCGAUAAUUCAGUAGAACCUGCGACUCGAGAUGAUUUUCAUUUAACUUCAGUUUCCAAUGAGGCGACCAUAUCAUUGGUAAAAUCUUUGAAAGGUGAACAAUUAACUAAAUUAGAACUUGAUUUAGAUCUUUAUCAAGGUGAUCUACCCUCUGGAACAACUAAGAUCAUUCUAAUGUUACACAUUGCCAAACAUCCACUUCGACAAUCAAGACGACAAUUAACAAAUGAUCCAAGAGCUUAAUUAAUAAUCUAAUCAAUUCAAUUAAAUUGUCUUACAGGUUCAAAACCGCAACUUGAAAUAUACAAUUUGUAAAAGUUAAUCAAAUUGUAAUCAUGAAACAGAAAAUUUAUUAAUUAUAUUAUAAUUCCAAUCAGCAAUUAAAAAGUUAAUUUAUUUAUCAGAGAAAACUAA
Molecule: messenger RNA, 3052 nt
Organism: Panonychus citri (citrus red mite)
Lineage: Eukaryota; Metazoa; Arthropoda; Arachnida; Trombidiformes; Tetranychidae
Product: fibulin-1-like
Exons: 5
Coding region: 173-2881 (902 amino acids)
Molecular function (GO): calcium ion binding
Source: RefSeq, a predicted model, not a curated record